AUGAAUCAUUGGAGUGCCUUAGACCAGCUCCUGGUAAAGGUUCAAACCUACUCCACAGCUGGAGGAAAGGUGUGGCUCUCAGUCCUUUUCAUUUUCCGAAUCCUGUUCCUGGGGACUGCCCUUGAGUCAGCCUGGAGUGAUGAGCAGCUUGCCUUCCAUUGCAACACUCAGCAACCUGGUUGUGAAAAUGUGUGCUAUGACCAGGCUUUCCCAAUCUCUCAUGUGCACCUCUGGGUCCUGAAGAUCAUAUUCAUGUCUAUGCCUACACUCUUAUACAUGGCACAUGUGUUCUGUGUGAUACGACGGAAAGAGAAGUUGAACAUGCAAGAGGAGGAACUCAGAGUUGCUCUAAUUAAUGGUCCCAGUGUGGAGAAGUUCUUACAGGAAGUUGCAGUGAAGAAGUUUAAGUAUGGAAAUGAAGAACAUGGUGAAGUGAAAAUGAGAGGGGGGUUGCGUACCUGUGUGAUUAGUAUCUUUUUCAAGUCUGUUUUCGAGGUGGCCUUCCUGCUGAUCCAAUGGUACAUUUAUGGAUUCAUCCUGAAUCCAGUUUAUGUCUGUGAACAUGAGCCCUGCAUGCGUCAGGUCAACUGCUUUCUCUCUCGCCCCACAGAGAAAAGCAUCUUCAUCCUCUUCAUGCUGGCAGUGUUCCUGGUGUCACUUACCUUGAAUAUCAUUGAGCUGGCCUACAUCUUAUUUAAGAGCAUUAAUAUUAAUAAUCAUCUGAAAGAUAAGGAGAAUGAGGCUUACUACAAUACAGCUGACCUACAGAGCCCUUACAGUGGCUCCUUACCAAGUUUUCUCUCCACUUUGUCUCCUUCUGAGGACCAGGUGGUUCCUGAAGGAAGUAGUUGUUCCUAUAUUUAA
This is a messenger RNA of Nannospalax galili (Upper Galilee mountains blind mole rat), 864 nucleotides long. RefSeq names its product gap junction alpha-6 protein-like. Gene Ontology annotation, biological process: cell communication. Gene Ontology annotation, cellular component: connexin complex. The record is from RefSeq and is a predicted model, not a curated record. Lineage: Eukaryota; Metazoa; Chordata; Mammalia; Rodentia; Spalacidae.